ACUAUUACGACAUAUAGCUGGCUGUAUAAAGUGUUGUUUCUAGACGAUACUUGCUACACAACAACAGCAGAAAUCAUCACACUGCUACUGCAAAUUGUCGUUAAACUGUUUUACCAUGAUGUCCCUGUACUUGGCAGUGUUGGUGCUCUGUAUGAGUGCAGUGUAUGCGGCCCCUAGGUUUGACUCUCAGUUGGAGGGCCACUGGCACUUGUGGAAGAAUUGGCACAGCAAGAACUACCAUGAGAGAGAGGAGGGCUGGAGGAGGAUGGUUUGGGAGAAGAACCUGAAGACUAUUGAGAUUCACAACCUGGACCACUCUAUGGGAAAACACUCCUACCGUAUGGGCAUGAACCACUUCGGUGACAUGACCAACGAAGAGUUCAGGCAGCUGAUGAACGGCUACAAGCAGACGACUGAGAGGAAGUACAAAGGCUCUCUGUUUAUGGAACCCAACUACCUGCAGGUCCCUAAAGCUGUGGAUUGGCGAGAGAAGGGCUAUGUCACUCCCGUCAAGGACCAGGGCUCAUGUGGGUCUUGCUGGUCGUUCAGUUCCACCGGCGCCUUAGAGGGCCAGCAUUUCAGGAAGACUGGCAUGCUGGUGUCUCUGAGUGAACAGAACCUGGUGGAUUGCUCCAGACCCCAGGGCAACGAGGGCUGUAAUGGAGGUCUCAUGGACCAGGCGUUCCAGUAUGUAAAGGACAACACCGGCCUGGACACAGAGAAGUCUUACCCCUAUGUGGCCAAGGAUGAUGAUCCUUGCCACUACCAACCAGAAUUCAGUGCUGCCAAUGACACCGGCUUUGUGGACAUCCCCAGUGGCAAGGAGCAUGCUCUGAUGAAGGCUGUGGCGACUGUCGGCCCCGUCUCUGUCGCCAUCGACGCAAGCCACGAAUCCUUCCAGUUCUACCAGUCUGGGAUCUACAAUGAGAAGGAGUGCAGCAGUGAGCAGCUGGACCAUGGAGUUCUGGUGGUGGGAUACGGUUUCGAAGGAGAGGAUGUGGAUGGCAAGAAAUUCUGGAUCGUCAAGAACAGCUGGAGCGAGAAGUGGGGAGACAAAGGCUACAUCUACAUUGCCAAAGACAAGAAGAACCACUGUGGCAUUGCCACGGCAGCCAGCUACCCACUGGUCUAGUGUUCUAGAACCUGGAGGUUCUAGAACACUAGACCCAGAGUUUUAGAAACGCUUGAUAAACGUUCUGAAAGGGCCAUGAUGACUACAGUGCUGCCUUAACUAAAUCUGUGAAAGCUGCGUGAGAACCUGUUGCUUGGGUUUUAAACAAACACUGUUAGGGAAUUUAUGAAAUUCUACCCAUUUUGUUUUAUACUCUAUUUUAUGUGUGUGUAUGCAUUUUGAGUCGCGUGAAUGUUACAGGUGUAAGAUCUGUGUACAUUCGUAGUUUUCUGCUUUUACACCUGUUCUGUAAAGUUUUGUACAUAUGAGCAAAAUAAACCUUUUAAAAUUGA
Coregonus clupeaformis (lake whitefish) is the source of this 1464-nucleotide messenger RNA. Its product is annotated as procathepsin L-like. Gene Ontology annotation, molecular function: cysteine-type endopeptidase activity. NCBI's taxonomy places the organism in Eukaryota, Metazoa, Chordata, Actinopteri, Salmoniformes, Salmonidae. Bases 116 to 1132 code for a protein of 338 amino acids. The transcript has 8 exons. The record is from RefSeq and is a predicted model, not a curated record. Gene Ontology annotation, cellular component: lysosome. Gene Ontology annotation, biological process: immune response.